Molecule: messenger RNA, 194 nt
Organism: Spirodela intermedia
Lineage: Eukaryota; Viridiplantae; Streptophyta; Magnoliopsida; Alismatales; Araceae
Source: the annotation of a GenBank genome assembly
AUGCGUGAAUCCUGGUCGGAGUUGGAUUGUUCCGACAAGAUCGAACCGCGGUUGACCAGCCGGCGGACUGGCGGACCUCUCUUCUCCACGAAAGAGACAAGAGCCGGCCGCGAAGGGCAGCCGGCAGGCGCCGCUCGCCGUCGGCGGCUGGCCCUGCCGGGGAGAUCCUCGUGAGGGCGGCGCCGCCCAGAUGA